Molecule: messenger RNA, 1175 nt
Organism: Nematolebias whitei (Rio pearlfish)
Lineage: Eukaryota; Metazoa; Chordata; Actinopteri; Cyprinodontiformes; Rivulidae
Gene: hs3st3b1b
Product: heparan sulfate (glucosamine) 3-O-sulfotransferase 3B1b
Exons: 2
Coding region: 1-1122 (373 amino acids)
Molecular function (GO): [heparan sulfate]-glucosamine 3-sulfotransferase activity
Source: RefSeq, a predicted model, not a curated record
AUGGAAUAUAGCCCGGUCCGCCUUGGUCCGCAUGCCUUCUGGUCCGGCCCCGCGAGGAAGAAGCUCGUCCUGCUCAGCAUCAUGUUCUUAGUCUGGGUCUACAUGUUGUACUCCUGCGUGGGCUACUGCUCCACGGCGCCGCCGGUGGAGGCUCGGGCCGCGGGGCGGGACGGCUCGGACCUGGUGUCCAGGCUGCUGUCCAAGCCGCAGCCGUGGGAGGACGUGGAGGGGGACUACGAGGAGCCUUCGUCCGUGAGCAGGACCAGAGACCUGCUCACUAACGAGCCGGACUGGGACCAGAGAGCCCCGGAGCCCGGGACCAUGUCCAGCUUCUCCAACGGCUCCGGGAGCAAGAAGCUGCCGCAGGCCAUCAUCAUCGGGGUGAAGAAGGGAGGAACCCGGGCUCUGCUGGAGUUCCUGCGGGUCCACCCGGACAUCAGGGCCGUGGGAGCAGAACCGCACUUCUUCGACCGCAACUAUGAAAACGGUCUGGACUGGUACAGGGAUCUGAUGCCAAAAACCCUGGAGGGCCAGAUCACCAUGGAGAAAACCCCCAGCUACUUUGUGACCAGAGAAGCUCCAGCGAGGAUCUCCGCCAUGUCCCGGGACACCAAACUAAUCGUGGUAGUGAGGGACCCGGUAACCAGAGCUAUCUCAGACUACACCCAGACUCUGUCCAAGAAGCCUGAUAUUCCCUCUUUUGAGAGCCUCACCUUCAAAAACAGGACUACGGGUCUGAUCGACACCUCGUGGAGCGCCAUCCAGAUUGGCAUCUACGCCAAACACCUGGACAAUUGGCUGCAGUACUUCCCCAUGGACCAGAUCCUCUUUGUGAGCGGCGAGCGUUUGAUCAGCGACCCGGCCGGAGAGCUGGGCCGGGUCCAGGACUUCUUGGGCCUCAAGAGGAUCAUCACAGACAAACACUUUUACUUCAACCAGACUAAGGGAUUCCCGUGCCUGAAGAAAGCAGAGGGCAGCAGCAAGCCCCACUGCCUGGGAAAAACCAAAGGGCGAACCCAUCCGAACAUUGAUCCUGAGGUGGUCCAGAGGCUACGGGACUUCUACAGACCCUUCAACAUGAAGUUCUACCAGAUGACCGGACAUAACUUUGGUUGGGAUUGACUUAGAAGUUGUGAAAUAUGUUCUUUUUUUUAUGUAAUUCAUUGUCAAGAAGU